Aegilops tauschii subsp. strangulata is the source of this 2792-nucleotide messenger RNA. RefSeq lists its product as uncharacterized. The record is from RefSeq and is a predicted model, not a curated record. NCBI's taxonomy places the organism in Eukaryota, Viridiplantae, Streptophyta, Magnoliopsida, Poales, Poaceae.
GACACACGUUGUCUUGACAACAAGCCUAACAACCUCUAACAACCUACCCAACCAAUACUAUGCGCCACACCAUCUGUUUAACAAGGCCAUGUUCUGCAUGAGUAGAGAAUGAGACUGCUUGUUAGUCUAGUCUUGGCAGGAUGAGUCGUAUAAAAACAAAAUAUAUGUACGCAUUGACUUGCUGAAUGGUAUACAAGAUAUAUGCAGGUAGCUUCGAUCUGGAACUCUGCCUGUCUAAGCAUAAUUCAUUCCAUUUUGAUUUGAAACACCUAGCUCCUGGGCUGGGCGCUCUAUCUCGUCUCCUGGGAGGAAACGAAGGAGAAAUCUUAACUCAAUUGGUGCUACGGAAAUGAGUCAAGACGAGGUUAAUGGUGACCGUGACCCAUGGAGGGAAAAACAAUUCUGGAAUUCCACAAUGACGACCUUAUCAUAUGGCGCAAGAGACCUGUGGAAGAAUCCGAGAAUAACAAUGAUCAGGAUCGAGGUACUUGUAUCAUUGGUUGCUGGUGUCCUACUCCUCCUCGCCAUCUUUGGGUCCCAGCGGCGCCGAAGCAGAAACUGGUUGCUCCAGAAAGGUGUCUUUGGGGCGUUUACAUUGUCCUUCUCGGUAGCAACUUAUAUACUUGGUUCUAUGCAGUCUUCUCCGGUGAAGAGCACCAUGUACCCCAUCUGGGCCGUAUCUCUCAUCAUGCUUCAUGGUUGCACCGACUCUGUCACAGCCUAUAAUCUAGAUGACAACAAACAGCUAACAAGAUCCCUCUACCAGGCUGUUAUGUACAGUGCAUAUGCGUUUCUCCUUUUGAUCAGUGUGCGGACGCGCUACACCUGGGCACUUUUUUAUAUGGUUUUACUUGCUUUUGUCAGAUAUGCACAAAGAUUUGCAGUAUGUCAUCUAGCAAGUAACUCAUAUCACUGGAACAAAAUAGUUGCUGAUCACAUGUAUGAGGAGCAAAAUAAGGAUGCGUCUGUCACCAUGGAAAACUGCCGUUACCUGGUUGAGUGGCCCGUCAGCAAAUCCAAGUUUGAUGCUCCAACAUAUGCAACGCGAUUAACAGCGGAAGAUCCUGAUGAAAAAUAUGAAGUCAUUGACAUUGGGGAGAUUUGGCGGUGCAAGGACAAGUCACUAGGCCCAGAGCUAAAGGAUGCAUGCCUUUCCUUCUCUCUUUUUCAUCUGCUGAGAAGGCGCUACUUUGGGUUUGCCUGUGACGAAUCCAAAGACAGGGCACACGAUUUUGUCUUCAAAGGGCUUCUGUCGGUGUCGGAUGAUGAUGAUGCCACGGACUAUAACAGGGUGUUCAAGGUGCUUGAGGUUGAGUUAGCCUAUACAUAUGAUUUCUUCUUCACCAAGUAUGCUGUCAUUUAUUAUGGAUCAAUGGCUGCAACAAUUUGGUCCCUGAUUUCUGUCAUCGGCUUAUCUAUCACGGCAUUCAUUACUGCUAUCACGAGCCACAUUAUAAGUAGAGGUAGAGAUGAUGUUGUUAUCACAUUAGUGAUACUUGUAUCCACUGCUUUACUUGAAUUCCUACAGAUGUUGUUUUACUGGAUGGGCAUUUGGGGCAGAGUAUCAUUUGUUUGUCAGUCUAUCAGGGAACAAGCAAGAAUCAACAGAAACAAAGCGAGCAUAGGGGGAAGUUGCUUCGUCAAGAUUGGUGUGUGCCUUGCAUAUUGGAUCAUGGGAUUAAGGAAAUUCUUGCCAAUAUUGGUGUGAAGUUUGCACCAUACCAACACUACUGGCAACACAAGCUUGGGCAGUACUCAUUACUUGAUUCAGUCAGCCACAAUCCUAACCCGUCAAAGCAUAGAUCCGACAGAAAGCUGGGGACAGUGGUGAAAUUCUUUCACCUUAUGGACGUUAGGUUCUUCCAUCAAACAAAUGUUCAGGCAUUACAGGUCCGACAGAAAGCUGCGAAAUCUGUUGAGUUGCCUGAUGAAGUAAAGGAGGCAGUUAUCCGGUCUCUUAAACGAACCAGUGGCACACUAAGCAAUGGGAGAUCUUCUUUACAGUUCAAUGGAGCAGAGCAUCUCUUAUGGGCCUGUGAGUGGGAAAUGCACCUGGAUCCAAGCUGGUCCCAGAGAAUACAGAAUCAGACACACAUUAUUUUGACUUGGCACAUUGCAACAUGGUACUGUGAGAUGGUACCGCUUUCUCCAGUUGCGGCACCAGAAGUCAAGGUAUCCUUUUGUGUUGCCACAAAACUGUCGAAAUAUUGUGCAUACUUGGUGGUCUCUGCGCCAAGGCUUCUUCCUGGGCACCACUACGAUACAAGAAGCAAGUUCGAUGCAGCUGCAGUAGAAGCAGUCACGGUCCUGGAGAAGUCAACGAGCAAGUACGAGGAAAUGAAGAAUUUAACACUGCCACAGGAGACGAAGACGAUCUUUGACAGCGGCGUCAAACUUGGGAGGCAACUAGAGGAAAUGGAAGAAGGCGCCCGCUGGAAGGUGAUGGCUGAUUUCUGGGCCGAGAUGAUUCUCUACGUCGCGCCGUCAGACAAUGUCAAUGAGCACAUUGAGCAGCUGGCGCGGGGCGGGGAGUUCAUCACCCACCUCUGGGCUUUGCUCUCUCAUGCAGGCAUCCUUGAAAGGGAUCCCGAGCAUCAAGCUGGGGGCGUGUAACCAAAACCGCGUGCAUAGUUCCGUUUAAAAUCACUGAUUUCUCUUUCUGUGAGUGUGUUUAAUUUCUGCUUGUCGUAAUUAGCGGCAUGUGCCACUGUUUGUGUUUGAUGCAUGGACGUUGUGAUUGGUUUGUCUGUGGCGUGCGAUAUGUCUGUAAGUCUGAAUUUAGUUAAAAUUUC